UAAACCGCUAAAACAUAUAAGAGCAGUGUUGCAACACCAGUUAAACCGAUAAAACAUACUGGAAAUACAAAGGAAAGAAUCUCGGACUCAUAAUUUCAGUCAUUGGAAAUUACACAAAUAAUCAUUUCGUCUAAUAUAGAAAUCGCUUAUACAAAAAAUAAAAACUUCAUGGAAGGACCUGUUAUUGUUUUCAGUUACAGACAUAGCAAUACCAUUCACAAGACCAUGGAAGAACAGACAGCCUUGAUGAACCAGACGAAAAUUGACACUGUACCCAAACCAUCACCCUGGGGCAAACCUCCACAGCAAUCAACUCCAAUACCAAGCUGCCUACAAGAUGUAAUGAAUGAACAGUUGAGUGAAGAUUUUAUCGAAAAAGAACAGAAAAAUGUGUUGGACACUUUUGAAAGUGAGAAAAAAGAAGUUGAUGUUGAUGCAUUAAUUGCUGCCGCUGGUGGUGAUGAAACUGCUGAUGAUGAACUUAUGGCUAGGAUGUUACAGUUGGAAUAUGAUAAACAGAAUGACGAGGAAUUGUUAGCAAAGGAAAAACUCUUGAAUAAACAUCAUAAAGUUUCUAUCUCCUUUGAGAACUACAGAAGUGUACAUCCAGCAUACAGAGACGAUGAAGAUAAAGAAGAAGAGGAUGAGGAUUAUGAACCACCAAAAUCACAAUGGGAUAAGAAAUCACCAUCAUUUAAAAAGAAUGGAACAGUUGGCAGUGGAAAUAAAAUCAUAACAAAACACGAUAAAGUUAUAUGUGGACGAAAAAAUGCUUCUAAACUAAUGGAUUUUCCCCCAGAGUUUCAUUCUGGUGAUGGUGAAAGUAUGGACAUGCAGCUUGAUAAUAGAAUUUAUAACAAACUAAAACGUCAUUCUGAUGCUGAAAAUAAACGACAUCAAAGAUUACAUGAGAAGAAGGAACACUCUACUGCUGGACAAGUAAUGGAUGCUAGGACAAGACUGAUUUUGUAUAAAUUAGUAAACAAUGGAGUGUUAGAUUCCAUAAGUGGUAGUAUCAGUACAGGGAAAGAGUCUGUUGUCUUCCAUGCUUAUGGUGGAGAAUUAAAUGGUGAGACACUGCCAAAAGAAUGUGCAAUAAAAGUAUAUAAGACAACACUGAAUGAAUUUAAAAACAGAGGAAAGUAUGUUGAUGGAGAUCACAGAUUUUCCAGGGACGAUUUUAAGAAACAAAAUCCACGAAAAAUUAUCAGAAUCUGGGGAGAAAAAGAAACAGCAAAUUUGAACAGAUUGAAGAAAUUUGGAGUUCCUUGUCCACACGUCCAAGUAUUAAAGAAACAUGUCUUAGUAAUGAGUUUUAUAGGAAAGGAUAUGCAACCAGCACUUAAACUAAAAACUGUCAAGCUUUCAACAGCAGAUAUGCAGGAUGCUUUUGAACAGACAAUGAAGAUAAUGAAGACAAUACAUAGAGAUUGUAAACUAGUGCAUGCUGAUCUUAGUGAAUUUAACAUACUGUGGUAUCAGGAGAAAAUCUGGAUCAUAGAUGUAAGCCAGGCUGUAGAAAUAACACAUCCUGCUGCGUUAGAGUUCCUGUUUAGAGACUGUAAAUCUAUGACAUCGUUUUUCCAAAGUAGAGAUGUACAUGGAGUUCCAACACCAGAGGAAUUAUUUAAUGACAUUACUGGACUAGAAAUUCAGGGAGAAGGCCUAGAAUUUGUUGCUCAAGUACAGAGGUUUCAAAAGGAGAAAAAUGAAGAAUGUCUUGUACAUCAAACCACAUAUACAAAAGAAUAUGCAUUUGACUAUUUCUUUGAAAAAUCUCAAAUAGAACGAGCUGAUGCUUUAGAUAAGUUAGGGAUAUCUGAUGAUGAGGAUGAAGAUGAGGCAUUAGAGGAAGAACCUGAGGAUGUAGAGUAGGGGCCUACUACGGGGAAAAUUUGAUGGAAAUCAAGAUUUAAUUAUUGAGGGAAAAAUUAGUAGUGGGAUCAGACAAUAAAAAUUAAUGAAAUGAAAUGUCUGAUGAUUCUGAGCUUGUACAGGCCCCAGAAAGUCACAAAAGUUCUUGUAUUAAGAUUAAAAACCAAAAAUGGUGAGUCAAGAAAGGAAAUUUUUAGUGUACCCAUUCCAGCUCCAAUAGGUGCAUCUCAUUAACAUUAAAUCUUUUAAUACCUGACGGUUUAUAGAAAGGGUACUUGGAAAUAUAUUAUUAUUUAAUUAAAGGCAUCCAGGCAACUUUGAUAUAUUGCCCUUGGAUGUUCCAAACAAAAUGUUUGGAGAUGUUGAAAAGAGGAUACAUUUGAGUUACCACAAAUACAGUGUAUUUAUUGAAUGUGUGGUGAGUGAUUGUUUAAAAAUCAAUUGAAUAUAUGAAGAGUGUACAAAUUUAAUUGUUGAAAAGGGAUUUUGUAAGAAAUAAUUCAUGUAAGCAGAGAGAUAUUUGUAGAUUUUAUAAUAUGUACUUUGUUUGAUAAGUCAUGUAAUGGACAAAAUUUGAGCCUGAGUGAACCAUGAAUAAAAGUCAGGGUUUAUAUAAUGGAAAAUUAUUGAGAGUUCCAAGGGGAAAGUGUGAUAAGUUGGUAAGUCAUAAAGUAUUCAGAUUGUACAAUGUUUUCAGAAAAUGCUUUAAAAAACAGUGGAAUAAUUAAAACAGUCAGUGGUUGUGGUUUGUCGCUUUAUAUCCUAUUUGUUAUUUGUUUAUUGUUUUGUACAUAACUUUGGCCAUUUUUACUAAUCUUUUGUUACUCUAAAAACUACGUGAUAUUUCGGUUAUUUCUGAUGAUAAAUUGGUUUACAUAGCUAUAUAUCAACUGCAACUUGUAAUGAUGUGCAUAGAAAGCAGUCCUUUUUGUUCAGUAGAGAACCAAUCUGCAAUUUGCAAAGGACAAUAUUUUAUGUUUUAAGUGUGUUAUUAAAGAUUCAAAACAGACAUUGGCAAACAGACUUGUGUAUGCUUUCACAUAAAUGGUUGUCUUUGCAUUGAAUAUAAAUAGGCAAUAAGAAUGUUAAAAUAUUUAAAGAGAUCAAAUUAUUUGUGAUUUGAUGUAUGCGUAUAUAUACCCUUUUGUGUAAAUAACAGCAUUUAAAAUCAAAAUAAUUUGUACAUUAAUUGUGACAGUUUUAUUAAUUAACAAAAUUUUAAACUGAAUUUUUAGUUAUUUUAUCUUGAUUGUAUAUGUCAAGUCAUUACUUGUUGGCAUUGUUGCAAAACUACUGCAAGAAUAUUAUUUUAUUUAUUUAUAAUGAAAUUUUUAUGAAGUUGUUGCUGCAUGGUAGUAGGAUUUUACAUAAUCACUGUAUAUAUAGACCUUUGUUACGGACUGCAAGUUUUUUAUAGCCAGUCAAGGUCCCUAAAAAACAAUAAGGCCAACAGAACUUUGUAGAAUUACAGAAAAAAAUAUUGUGAUGUUUUCAUUUAAACAGUAUAAUGUUAUGGUAUGUGUUUUGUUCUAUUAAAGUAUUUGAAGAAAACAUCUUUUAAAUAUUUUAUACUACUAGUCGACAAGGUACAUUGUAUAAGAAUAAAAGUACUUAUUUUUCCAAUUAAAUGCCCUUGAUGGGCAGCAUGAGAUGUUUACAGGCAUUACAAAAUAUUAUUUGUAGCAUAAAACAUUGUUAAUUGAAAACAAAUAUAAAAUGCCUGGGAAUAAAAUAAGUUCCCUGACAAAGUUUGAUUUGUUAAAUUUGAGCAUGAACUUAGUUAAAACACUGUUAUUAAGAGAGGUUUCUUGGGAAGAAGAUGUAUUUAAUAACCAGAAAGAGAAUUAUUAAAAAACAAUUCAAUAUUUUGACAAACAAAUUUUGAUGGUUUUGGUUCAUAGAAUUAAGUUGAAAUUCUAUUGAUGGUUUAUUUUUAUUAGUUACACAAUACUUCAAGUGAGAGCAGUUGUGUGUGCUUUCCUUCUCUGUGACAGAAAACACAAAAAAUUGAGAUACACAUGCAAUGAAAACUAAGGAUUUAAUUGCAACUUGUAAUCAAUGUUAAUAAAUUAUUUAUGAUAAUGUUACUGAAUAAUAAAAUAGUUUGUGAUUGUUUAUA
Messenger RNA from Mytilus trossulus (common blue mussel), 3994 nucleotides. Its product is annotated as serine/threonine-protein kinase RIO3-like. The transcript is spliced from 10 exons. The record is from RefSeq and is a predicted model, not a curated record. Lineage: Eukaryota; Metazoa; Mollusca; Bivalvia; Mytilida; Mytilidae. Gene Ontology annotation, molecular function: protein serine/threonine kinase activity; ATP binding. The coding region runs from base 169 to 1875 and encodes 568 amino acids. Gene Ontology annotation, biological process: protein phosphorylation.